Melospiza melodia melodia is the source of this 3492-nucleotide messenger RNA. It is a transcript of the gene CXCR5, whose product is annotated as C-X-C motif chemokine receptor 5. Gene Ontology annotation, molecular function: C-C chemokine receptor activity; C-C chemokine binding; C-X-C chemokine receptor activity. Lineage: Eukaryota; Metazoa; Chordata; Aves; Passeriformes; Passerellidae. Gene Ontology annotation, cellular component: membrane; external side of plasma membrane. Bases 222 to 1409 code for a protein of 395 amino acids. Gene Ontology annotation, biological process: positive regulation of cytosolic calcium ion concentration; immune response; G protein-coupled receptor signaling pathway. The record is from RefSeq and is a predicted model, not a curated record. The transcript has 2 exons.
GUUUCCAGGGAAGACCUAAAGAUGUUCUGGAUCUUCUGCAGUAUAGACCAAAUGAAUAUGGACUCUUAAAACUAUACUUUAAAGGUCAACUUACAGCACUAGUAAAAAGAUGAUAAAGCUAGAUGUUAAUCUUUACAUCAAUCAGGUCACUCUAUGCCUGGAGCUCAUUUGCCUUGCAAAUACUCUAUUGUUACAUUCUGUGCCCCUCUCCGCUCACUUAAAUGAUUAACUCCACCCCAGAAAAGAACUUUGUUGCAAUAUCCGGAGGAGAGAAGGAUCGUGCCCCUCAAACCAUGGGGCCUGUCAGCUACUCCUCAGAGACCUAUGACUUGAGCCAGGUGGAGCUGAGUGGUUACUAUGAAGCUGAGAACACCACCCCUUCUUUGGAGGGCUACUUCUGCUUCAACCCAGCCUCAUCUGUGGUUGGCAACCAGGGAGACCCCUUCAGAAAGGUCUUCAUGCCCCUCAUCUAUCUGCUGAUGUUUGUGUUGGGGACUCUGGGCAAUGCUCUGGUCCUGGUCAUUUUAGAGAGGUUCAAGCGGUCUCGUACCACCACAGAAAGCUUCCUUUUCCACCUCACCCUCGCCAACCUAGCACUGUUGCUCACCUUCCCAUUCAGUGUGGUGGAGAGCCUGGCUGGGUGGGUAUUUGGGAGGCUCCUCUGUAAGAUACUCAGUGCUGUCCACAAGAUCAAUUUCUACUGCAGUAGCAUGCUGCUGGGGUGCAUCGCAGUGGACCGUUACCUGGCCAUCGUCUAUGCAAUCCACACCUACCGCAAACGCAGAGCUCGCUCCAUCCACCUCACCUGCAUGGCUGUCUGGCUCUGCUCAUUGCUUCUGACUUUACCUGAUCUCGUCUUCAUGGAAGUCUGGACGGAUGACAGCAACCGCAGCAUUUGCUAUUUUCCAGAAGUUGGGAUUGAUGGAAACAAUGCAUGGCUGGCAACUCGCUUCCUCUACCACACUGUGGGCUUCUUUGUGCCUCUGCUGGUCAUGUGUUACUGCUACAUGGCCAUCAUCCGGGCACUGUGUCAGUCCCAGCGCCUGCAGAGGCAAAAAGCUGUCCGUGUGGCCAUCCUGGUCACAGGCAUCUUCCUCCUGUGCUGGAGCCCAUACCACAUUGUCAUCUUCCUGAACACACUUACCAAGCUAGAAGCCUUCACCAAGAACUGCCUCCUGGAAGACCAACUGGACACAGCCAUCAUGGUGACAGAGGCCAUUGGCUUCACACACUGCUGCCUCAACCCCAUCCUCUACGCUUUUAUUGGGGUCAAGUUCCGUAAUGACUUCUUCCGGAUCCUGCAGGAGCUUGGCUGCAUAAGCCAGGAGACUCUGCAAGAGAUCCUGGAGGUGACAAGGAAGGGUAGUGGGAUAGAGUCUGACAACAUCACCUCCAUCUCCACUUUCUAGCUGGGAAAGGCUGCCUGCGGGGAAGAACUGGCCUGGGUCUUUCCUUCCCAGUGGCACACUUGCUGUGGUCUCAAUUGCAAGUUUCACAAGCAUCCCCACAACUUUCUUCACUCCUCAGGAAACAGGUCCAAUACACCCAAAUCUCAUCAGACACCUUGCUUGGCUCUUCCUGAUUCUCAAACUUGUAGAGACCCAUCUGGCAACUGUUGGUGAAUGCUGGAUGUCUGAUGGUCACUCUUGUGGAGCUGGAUGAAGAUGAUCACUUAAGUGGGUUGAAGCUGACAUUCUCACCUCUCCCUUGAAAAAUGGACUGCAGGCAUCUUGUGCACAAAGCCAGGCACAGGACUGGGUUGCCAGGGUUAAGGAAAAAUGUGCAGCCAAGUAAAUGAGUCAUGUCAGUAAACAGGUCUCCAUUUCACUAGCUAAGGUUGGUACACAUGUGCUCAAGGGAAGCCGUGGGACUCAGUGGCCAUCGCAACUGGAGAGAUGCAGGUAGGACUGAUGGGGGCUGCAAAGCUCAAUCCAAUAGCAUGGGUGUACAGUGCUGGACACUCUUUGACUGCAACAUUGUCCUCCUGCUGCAUAACAUCCCCCCAGCCCGCCACAACACCCUCAUCUUCCCAACACAGCUCAUGCCAGGAGGUCCUCCCACAGACUGAAAGAUUUGACUGUCACAGACUCCUUUCCUGACACCAGUUGCGUCCUUCCCCACUCAUUUGAUCUGUUUUACUCCUGUUAUGAUCUUCUGUGAGCGGCUGCUGAACUAAAUGCCUGACUAUGCAAAAGUUUUCCUUUAAGGAGGAACACUGUCUGAGGAGAUGGCUUCUGUCUUGUGAGCGCACACAGGGGAGAGAAACCACACAGCCUUGUAAAGCUGAUAGUAUAACAUUUUUUUUUUUUUUGGCAGCUAGUUGUAUGGCUAUUUAUGGGUUCUGAGAGCAAGGAGACCCACUGCCCCAGAGUAAGGGAAAGUCUUCUUUGUUUCUAGCAAGGCUAGAGGAAAUGUGACAUUUUGCUUUGCACUAUGCUUUCUGUUAGUUUUCCUCCACCUGCACCUACAGGGCUUUCAGAGAUUAACUGCAUCCAGAUGUACAGAGGGACAGACCUGGGUGGUCAUCUUGCCCUGAACUGCAAGUAUGCAGAAACUGCUCAGAUCAGGGCAGCUUGAUGAUAAUUUGCUUCAAAGUAAGAGCUGCAGCUUUCCCCAUCAUUAAUUCUUGCACCACAAGCUGGUGUGUGGGGAAGCCCCAGCGGACUCAAAACAGCUUGCUGCUGCCUAGGAGGUCUUGUCACAGUUUAACAUGGCAGCGGGCCCACAAUACUGCUCCAUGACGUUUCUGUUCCUAAAGAGUACUGUGGCCUGAACUGUAGGAGAGCCAUACAUACCAAUGUCACCCUCCUCACAUGCACACUUUAAAAUCUCCUCUACCCUUCACCUCACAUUUUAAGCAAUGUCGAAACAAUAUUAGUUCUCCUGUGGCAACAGGAAUUUUAUGCUAACCUCACUUCUGAAGUUCAUCCCAGUAGCAGACGGCUCAGUCCCAGGUGAACUUCACAGUACUCACUCAAGGGCCCUGCUAAAAAGACCAGUCAGUAUGGAAGGGGCCACAUUACCUCAGCCUGACUCAGGCAGAGAUCUCAAUAGCUUGAUCUCACAUUGUGACUUGAGGAGAAAACUCAUCUAGUAUAAGGCAGUCCUCCAUUUCCUGCAGCACCACAUCUUCAAAGAUGAAACUUUCAAGUAAUGGCAGCUGUGGUUGUUCAGGCACAUACAUGCAGCAGAGAAGGGCAAGUCUCUUAAGCCUGCAAAGGUGUUCUCCACGCUUGUACCAGUGAGAAAACCCAUUGCAGAAGCAUUGUAAACACCUCCCCAGUAGGUUAUGGUGACAACUGUGUUUCUAUAUGAAAAUGUUAUUGAAAAAAAUAACAAAGUAUUCAAUAAUGAUAAAAAUAUUUACAGUGGUCACAAAGUAAAAAGAAAAUCUGCACUCAAAUGAGAGUGAACAGACUACACAUCUGUUGUUACUAUAGCUUUUUGCACUGGUAUGUACAAACCUUUAGGAAGUUUUGAGGUAAGCUGUAA